AUGAGCGUGCGUGGGGGCCGGACUGCCCGGGCUCAGUCAGAGCUGGUGCUGGUGCUGCUGCUGCUGCUGCUGCUGCUGCUGCUGCUGCUGCUGCUGCUGCUGCUGCUGCUGCUGCUGCUGCUGCUGCUGCUGCUGCUGCUGCUGGCAGUAUAUGUUCCCAGCCAUUUUCACAUUGACGCCCUACACUCUGCAGUCAACAACAGAAUUCGUUCAGGCGCCGGCCCCGAUCUAAUCCUAGGACUUGAUGGAAACGAGUGA
Molecule: messenger RNA, 258 nt
Organism: Monoraphidium neglectum
Lineage: Eukaryota; Viridiplantae; Chlorophyta; Chlorophyceae; Sphaeropleales; Selenastraceae
Exons: 1
Coding region: 1-258 (85 amino acids)
Source: RefSeq, a predicted model, not a curated record